AUGCCAAAGAAAUCACACAGUGAUUUAAAGACCCGCUCUGGGCCAGGAUCUCCACUCUCUCUGGGACAGAACGAACCGUUUCAUGGCAUUCCGCCGCCAGCUUCGCAAAAGGAGUGGACAGAUUCCCGAGUUCCUCUGAAAGAGUCUACUGAACGUCAAGAGCCUCAGGCUUCUCUCAAGGAGUCAACUCCUCGUGCACCCAACUCCUAUCCCAAUCCUCCUCUACCGCCAGCAACAACUCAUGGACAUCCGUCAUCUAUCCCAGCGACUGCAGGAUAUCACCAGGCACCUCCUCCCCCAUCGGCAGUCCCCUACUCUGCACCACCUCCUCCAGGCCCUUCUUAUGUCAACAGCACUUCUUACCAACCUCCACACGUUUCAAACCACAAUCCCUAUCCUUAUGCCUACCCGCCUGCUCCAGUGACGACAACAGCUGCACCACCUCCAGCCCCCAUACACCCGGCCACAACAGCCGCCAGCACCCCAGCCGGCUACGCCUAUAGCGAUGGCGCGCCAUUGACCCUCGCGCCGCCCAUCCCAAUUCCUGAGGACCAUGUUUCACAACCUUCAUUAUCCUUAAAGCCCGCCCAAGCAGUCAGCUUCCAUUCCCCGACCGCCACAGCACUCGCGACAUCUUAUGCUCCUUUUCUCCCGCUCUCCGAGCAAGUGAGCACUGCAAAAUCGGCGCUGCGUGAGCUCAAGGCGCUGCAGCGGCAGCGGGAGCUGGUCUAUUCCGUACACUGGCAUCCUCCGUACGGGGUGAAUGGGAACAGCGGCAGCUGGACUGCGCCGCAGCAGGUCAAGGAGGUUGAUGAAAGGUACCGGAUGCAAAGAGCCAUUGUCCUGCGGGAGCUGGAUACGCUUAGGAGGAGUGUGUCCGCGAUUGUGGCCGAGUGUGAAGGGCAGAGGUGGAGAAGAUUUAUCGUGGGUGGUGUUUUCGCAUCCAUUGUUCCUAUCGUCAAAGCCCUCUUUCGUCGCCCAGACGACGAGGAAGAAUCAUCUAACAGCACCGAGUACGCUUUCCGCAAGAGCAAGAGCCUUGUCUCCAGGAUCUUGGCUUCUGCAAGUCGUCCAGGUCUGGGCACCAUUACCUUCUUCGUCUUUGUCGUUCUCUACGUCUUUUCCAACGAGGUCACUCUGCGCGCUGCCCGGAAGCUUUCAAAACGACUCAGACGGCUUAACGCCAGGGUCGAAGAUGGGCGCGAUCUCCUCACCGAAGAUGAUGUGAAGGUUCUGAAAGGCUGGAGGUGGAGAGUUUUAGAAUGGAGCGAAUGA
Messenger RNA from Thermochaetoides thermophila DSM 1495, 1275 nucleotides. RefSeq lists its product as uncharacterized. Lineage: Eukaryota; Fungi; Ascomycota; Sordariomycetes; Sordariales; Chaetomiaceae. The transcript is spliced from 2 exons. Bases 1 to 1275 code for a protein of 424 amino acids. The record is from RefSeq and is a predicted model, not a curated record.